Molecule: messenger RNA, 1410 nt
Organism: Saprolegnia diclina VS20
Lineage: Eukaryota; Oomycota; Saprolegniomycetes; Saprolegniales; Saprolegniaceae
Exons: 2
Coding region: 66-1274 (402 amino acids)
Molecular function (GO): metal ion binding
Source: RefSeq, a predicted model, not a curated record
GAGAAGCGCGCCAAGACACCAGAUGGGCUGCUUGACGUAGAGGACCGUCGUCUCGAUUGCAAAAGAUGCUGCCGCGCCACCAACACACCCCCACGACGUCGUCGGCGGCCUCGAGCGCGAGCGCAAACACGGAUGCUGCGCGCGAAGUGCGCGGGAUUCUGCACUACUACCUCGACGAGUGCACGCGCGCGCGGGCGGCCGACGAGUGGAAAAAGAUCAAGGAAAAGGGCGCGUUGCAGCUCUUUCAGAAGAAGCGUGUCAAGCGACAACGGGUUGAUGGCACCGAGAGCGACUCGUCCAUGGUAUCGGCGACCUCCAACUGCUCGUCGCUCGGGUCGUCCUCGACCUUGGCGCUCGCACCGCCCGUGUUUACGUACCACGGCGUCACGACCCUCGAGGGCUGCUCGCUCCACGACAUUCAGAGCCUUCUCUGCGUGCGCCAGACGUCGGAUUUCCGAGCGACCAUGAAGCUCUUGCACGGCAACGACUUUGUCGAUGGUGCAAUCCUCUCGUCGUCCCCGAUCGACGCGUCGGUGUUCUCGACUGUCAACUGGUUUGCGCUCAAGUCCUCGACCGUGCUCGCCAAGGACAAGGGGUUUUGCAUGCGGUCGUAUGCGCACAUUGUGGGCCCGCCGAAUGCGGCCGCCCGCACUCUGGUCUGGACGCUGCAGCCGAUGCACCACCCGACGCCGAAUCUGCUCUACCACGUCAACAAGUACAAGCGCAUGUCGUGGGAGCUCGGUCUCGUCGUCGAAGAAGUUGCGCCGCAUUCGCUGCGCGUUUCGUGCCGAUGCCAGUCGAGCGACAAGCGCCUUAUGCCCGCGGGCGCCCGUGUCGUCUGGAACAUGCUCUCGCAGCUGCAGCCAGCGAUUUUGACGCUACAAGCCUCCAAAGUCAAGUCGCUCGUCGCCGAGUCGCAGUGGAUCAAGGACGACGACCGUCCGAGCUGCUUGCAGUGCGAUGCAGAGUUUACUACGUUUCGCCGCCGGCACCACUGCCGGACGUGCGGCGAAGUCGUGUGCGCCGCCUGCUCAUCGAUUCACAUUGUUGCGCUUGCGCGUGGGCCCAUGAAGAUCCGGAUGUGCGCCAAGUGCCUCGAGCGCGACGCCGAGACGCCGCUCGAUGACGCACGCCUCGCUGCGCUCGCCGGUAGGUCGAGCCACAGCUUUCAGUCGACCGCCCGCAGCUCGUCCAUGGACGGGCUCGAGAGCGCCGAGACGUUUAGCCUCCUUCGCAUCGCCGAUGCCCUCGGGCAAAUCGACCCCGAUGCGUAGUCAGCGACGCCUCCUGCAAGCUCCCGUCCUUCGACCAAAUGUACCAUAAGUAGUUUUAACAUACCAAGUAACAUCGCUGUGCUUUUCGGCGACUAACUGUCAAGGGUAGCGACAGCAGUCGUUGGCACCGCCUCGA